Molecule: messenger RNA, 1407 nt
Organism: Pongo pygmaeus (Bornean orangutan)
Lineage: Eukaryota; Metazoa; Chordata; Mammalia; Primates; Hominidae
Gene: MRNIP
Product: MRN complex interacting protein
Exons: 7
Coding region: 129-1289 (386 amino acids)
Biological process (GO): mitotic G2 DNA damage checkpoint signaling
Cellular component (GO): nucleus
Molecular function (GO): chromatin binding
Source: RefSeq, a predicted model, not a curated record
CUAGAGGGAUCCCAGUGCGCAGGGGCGGGGCCGCAGCGGCCGGAGCAAAGAGUAUAAGUGCAUGCGAGACGGCGUAGGGGACUAGAGGGUCCGGAGUGCGUACGUGGGGCGGGGCCGCGGCAGGACAAAUGCAGAGCGCACGCGCUUGGCUGGCUGGCGACUGCACAAGCAGGGAUGGCGCCGCCUCAGCGUUCUCGGGUGCUACGCUGCUGCAGCUGCCGCCUCUUCCAGGCGCACCAGACAUGAGAAUUCCGAAAUCCAUAGGAAUCAAGCGGUUUCUCCAUCUAGUAAAAAAGAGUGUCAAGUGGACAUGCAAAGCUUGUGGAGAGAAGCAGUCCUUUUUGCGGGCUUAUGGUGAAGGCUCUGGUGCUGACUGUAGACGCCAUGUCCAAAAAUUAAAUCUACUACAGGGACAAGUUUCAGAGCUGCCACUCAGGUCUCUAGAAGAAACUGUCAGUGCCGGUGAAGAAGAAAACGUGGGCCACCAGCAGGCUGGGAAUGUGAAGCAGCAGGAAAAAUCGCAGCCCUCAGAGAGUCGCUGGCUGAAGUAUCUAGAAAAGGACUCCCAAGAACUGGAGCUGGAAGGAAGAGGAGUGUGUUUCAGCAAACAGCCUUCAUCCAAAAUGGAGGAGCCAGGCCCCCACUUCAGUCAAGACCUGCCUAGAGAAAGGUGCCAAGUGCGUCUCCGUUCCAGCCCUGGCCCAGGGCCUAUGUUGCCUCCAGCAGUGGGGCACCAGCGAGCCACUGAGCAUCAGCCAAGCGCGGGAAGCCUAGGUGGCAAGUGCCAGCAGGGACACGCUGGCCUGACAUGGAAGGUGAAACAGGGCAGCAGCCCCUGCCUCCAGGAGAACUCUGCAGACUGCAGUGCCAGGGAGCUGAGGGGUCCUGGGAAGGAGCUAUGGAAUCCUGUCCAGCAGGUUACAGCCACAUCCUCUAAAUGGGCGCGAUUUGUCCUGUCACCUAGAAAAAGUUCACAUGUGGACAGUGAGCAGCCAAGGUCUCUUCAGAGGGACCCCAGGCCAGCUGGUCCAGCACAGUUAGCUAAGCAAGGGACCCCCAGAGCACAGGCCUCAAGGGAAGGCCUCAGCAGGCCCACUGCCGCUGUCCAGCUUCCUUGGGCCACACACCCCGUCACAUCCGGGCCAGAGAGGCCUUGUGGGAAGACCUCAUGGGACGCAAGGACUCCCUGGGCAGAGGGUGGGCCCCUGGUCCUGGAGGCACAGAAUCCUCGACCCACACGACUAUGUGACCUCUUUACAACUGGGGAAGACUUCGAUGAUGAUCUGUGAUCUGGGACUGGCAGGUUAUUAAUCGAGAUACACUUGUUAGGAGGGACAGGUUCCCCUAAGGCACUUUUAAAGAUACUGUGUAAGAACCACUAACAAUAAACUUACUGUCAAACAAUCA